This is a messenger RNA of Astyanax mexicanus (Mexican tetra), 957 nucleotides long. It is a transcript of the gene ppifb, whose product is annotated as peptidylprolyl isomerase Fb. Lineage: Eukaryota; Metazoa; Chordata; Actinopteri; Characiformes; Acestrorhamphidae. The record is from RefSeq and is a predicted model, not a curated record. Gene Ontology annotation, cellular component: mitochondrion. Gene Ontology annotation, molecular function: peptidyl-prolyl cis-trans isomerase activity. Gene Ontology annotation, biological process: regulation of mitochondrial membrane permeability involved in programmed necrotic cell death; protein peptidyl-prolyl isomerization; cellular response to hydrogen peroxide. The transcript is spliced from 6 exons. Bases 126 to 710 code for a protein of 194 amino acids.
CUGCUAUAAGGAGUCAGUGAGCAGCGCUCGGAGCAGUGCAGACCGCGUGCGUUUCCGUGGCUGCAGCCCGUGUUUCCGGUGGUGAAGGGGAGCCGUUGCUGGUGUUUAUAGCGGAUAAUACAUUAAUGGCGAUGUUUAUAAUCAGUAACCGGGUGAAGUUCUGCUCGCUGGCCUUCACCGCCGCUCGGCUGUACUCCAGCGGGGCGCAGGCGAACGCUAACCCGGUAGUUUACUUCGACAUUGCCGCGGAUAACCAGCCUCUGGGGAGAGUCACCUUCGAGCUGAAGGCCGAUGUUGUUCCCAAAACAGCAGAAAACUUCAGGGCUCUGUGUACAGGAGAACAUGGUUACGGUUAUAAAGGUUCCAUCUUCCACAGAGUCAUCCCACAGUUCAUGUGUCAGGGAGGAGACUUCACCCACCACAAUGGCACUGGCGGAAAAUCCAUCUAUGGCCCCCGAUUUCAUGAUGAGAACUUUAAGCUGAGGCACACUGGACCAGGAAUUCUCUCCAUGGCAAAUGCUGGACCCAACACCAAUGGCUCCCAGUUCUUCAUCUGUACAGUUAAAACAGAGUGGUUGGAUGGGAGGCACGUGGUGUUCGGCAGUGUUAAGGAUGGGUUGGAUGUGGUGAAGCAGGUGGAGGCUUUUGGCUCUCGCUCUGGAAAAACCUCCAAGAGGAUCACCAUCACUGACUGUGGAGAACUCAAGUAGAUCACAAACCCUGGCUUUUCCUGCUGAUCAUGUUUCUACAACGCACAUACACACACACACACACACACACUUCUAGAUGCCACAUUAGAGUACACAAUGGACUCCCGCACAUUUUGGUGGUUUGGGUGUUGAAACACACCUUCUGUACCUGGCAGGUAGCUUGACACUUGCCUAGACUGUGCUGGAAAACUGAAGUUGCCCUUUUUCCUGGUUCUGAUUGAUAUAAUAAAUCAUUGUUCAUUAUUAA